Molecule: messenger RNA, 1317 nt
Organism: Zingiber officinale
Lineage: Eukaryota; Viridiplantae; Streptophyta; Magnoliopsida; Zingiberales; Zingiberaceae
Exons: 3
Coding region: 319-1035 (238 amino acids)
Biological process (GO): protein dephosphorylation
Molecular function (GO): protein tyrosine/serine/threonine phosphatase activity
Source: RefSeq, a predicted model, not a curated record
CGGGCGCACUGGGCCGGUCUUUCUCCGGGUGCCAUUGGAGCAACCACUUGGGCGUCUCUCGUUUCUGGUCAAGGGCGUACGAGGUGCGCUCGCGGUGGACCUCUCUCCUGGGACGGCGAUCCGCACCUGUAGGCACUCGCAGAAGCAUCCGCAACUUCUUCGCCUCUUCUUCUUCCUCCUAUUCAGCCUUUCAAUCGCUCGCUCUUUCCCCAGUUCACUAACUACUCCGGCACAAUCUUGGGAUCCUCUUGCAUUUUAUCUAGUCUCCUCGAGGUCUCUGGAAGUAAAAAUACAAUUGUUUGUUGCUCGGCAAAGAAAAUGGGGAUAUCAAAGGUUAUGGGAUGUCUGUCAACAAUUCUCUUUUCGGCUUUUAUUUGCCUCAAGAAAUACGGCAGAACUUACACCGCAGCACCCCUUCUACUGGGUGCUUUGGUUGGGUACACAGUCUCCAUUGCAUCUCAUCCGGCUAUAAAUUUGCCAUUCAUUCUAGGAAAGAGCUCUCAUGGGAGCUUCCCUCUUUGGUCAAAGUUUCUUUUUGCCCCAUAUCUAUUGACGGUUCGGGCAUAUGUUGUUUUCAAGAGAACAAAGAGAAGAGAGUCAUUGUAUGAUGAAAUUUCUGAGGAACUAUAUCUCGGAGGGUGGCCUACUUCAUUGAGUCGUUUGCCUCCCGGUGACCCUGCAGUGAUUGAUUGCACAUGUGAAUUACCGAGGAGCUACUUUGUUCCUGCAGAAUCUUAUCUUUGCAUCCCUUUAUGGGACUCCAGAUCCCCCGAUCCUACACAAAUAGAACAUGCUGUCCGUUGGGCUUGCCAAAAGAGGUCUGAAAAGAAACCAGUUUACAUUCAUUGUGCAAAUGGCCAUGGCAGGAGUGUUUGUGUUAUGUGCGCGCUCCUGGUUGAGUUAGGACUGACUGAAAGCUGGAAAGAUGCCGAGAAGAUGAUAAGCCAGAAGCGUCCUUUGAUCAGGAUGAAUGCUCAGCACAGGAAAAGGUUAGAAGAGUGGUCCAAACGCCGCAUUGGAUCAACGGCUAAAUGAAUGGGUGUCAUGAAUUGCGACUAACAAGUUGAGAAAACACAGCAUCAGGCCAAGUCAAGAAAACAUAUUGCGAUCGAGAGUUAAGGUGCCUGAGCAUUUCCCUCCCCCAAAAUUCUUUGAUAUUGUUUAAAUGAUCUUUGAUUUAUUUGUUAACGAUAGAGUAUAAUAUAGUCAAAUUUAAGAGAGUUUUUUAAUCAUUUGAGAUUGUCAGAGGAAUUUCAGUCCCACAUGAGAACUAAGAGGUUUAAAUAUAUUCCACUCUGCGAGCUCACUUUUAUCGUA